Molecule: messenger RNA, 2877 nt
Organism: Cucurbita pepo subsp. pepo (vegetable marrow)
Lineage: Eukaryota; Viridiplantae; Streptophyta; Magnoliopsida; Cucurbitales; Cucurbitaceae
Source: RefSeq, a predicted model, not a curated record
GGCCCUCUGGCAUGGCGAAAAUACGAUGAACAUUCAACAGUGAGAAUUAAGUACGUACUGUACACGCGAAUCCAUUCAAUCUCUUCGGCAUCCCAACGAUAGCGAAAUCUCAUGCCUCUCACCCUUCUUCUUCACGCCUUUUCCUUUCUCUGAUUCUGAAUCUUCACUCUGUUUCCCCUGAUUCAUCUCUUUCGCCCUGUACCUCUAGUAAUGAAGCACAAGACCCACUCCCUUUCCCCCACUCGCCGACUUAAGCUCCUUCUACUCUGCCUCAUCCUUCUUCUCGCCCUCCUCUGUCUCUAUUAUGGAUCCUCUCUCGCACCCAGUUCGCGUAGAUCUGAUGCCGAGGAUUCCUUCGGCUCUGAUCCGGUUCUUGGUGCGGUCGGUGUCAGUCGCGAUGUGGGUCACUUGCAUGAACUUCCGGAGCUCAAUCUCGAGGUCCCUGGGAGCAUUCCUAUCUGUGAUGAACGGUAUUCAGAGUUGAUACCUUGUUUGGAUAGAAACCUUAUUUACCAAUUGAAAUUGAAGCUCAAUUUGAGUUUGAUGGAGCACUAUGAGCGGCAUUGCCCCCCUCCUGAACGCCGCUAUAAUUGUCUCAUUCCUCCUCCUACUGGUUACAAGAUCCCAAUAAGAUGGCCAGCGAGUAGGGAUGAAGUGUGGAAGGCAAACAUACCGCAUACACACCUUGCACAAGAAAAAUCAGACCAGAACUGGAUGGUUGUGAAUGGGGAUAAGAUCAAUUUUCCUGGAGGUGGCACUCAUUUUCACUAUGGAGCUGAUAAGUAUAUCAUUGCACUUGCGAAGAUGCUUAAGUUCCCUGGUGAUAAGCUCCACAAUGGUGGAAAUUUACGGAAUGUCCUAGAUGUGGGCUGUGGGGUUGCAAGUUUUGGAGCAUAUCUUCUUUCACACGAUAUUAUUGCUAUGUCUCUGGCUCCUAAUGAUGUGCACGAGAAUCAAAUACAAUUUGCACUUGAGAGGGGUAUUCCAUCAGCUCUUGGUGUUUUGGGAACAAAAAGACUCCCCUAUCCUAGUAGAUCAUUUGAGUUGGUUCAUUGUUCUCGAUGUCGAAUUGAUUGGCUACAGAGAGAUGGAAUCCUCUUAUUAGAACUUGACAGGUUAUUGAGACCUGGAGGUUAUUUUGCUUACUCCUCCCCUGAAGCUUAUGCACAUGAUCCAGAAAAUAGAAGGAUCGGAAUUGCUAUGAAUGACCUCCUGAGGAGGAUGUGCUGGAAAGUUGUUGCUAAAAAGGAUCAAACUGUUGUAUGGGCUAAGCCAGUGUCUAACAGCUGUUAUUUGAAAAGGGCUCCUGGGACUCUUCCACCUUUGUGUGAUUUGGAAGAUGAUCCAGAUUUGACUUGGAACGUGUCAAUGAAAGCAUGCAUUUCCCGAUACUCUAAAAAAAUGCACAGGCUAAAAGGAAGUGGACUAAUUCCUUGGCCACGUAGACUUACUUCAGCUCCUCCCCGUCUUGAAGAUGUUGGUGUCAGUGCAGAAGAAUUCAAAGACGACAGUAAUGUUUGGCAACUUAGAGUGGCAGAAUAUUGGAAAGAAAUGAGAGUUGUUUUACAGAGGAACUCCAUCAGAAAUGUAAUGGAUAUGAAUUCCAAUCUUGGGGGGUUUGCUGCUGCACUAGUUAAUGAAGCUGUCUGGGUGAUGAAUGUUGCUCCUGUCAAUUCAUCUGCAAAAUUAAAGAUUGUUUAUGAUAGAGGCUUGUUGGGAACUGUUCAUGAUUGGUGUGAAGCAUUUUCCACAUAUCCUCGCACCUAUGAUCUUCUUCAUGCAUGGGCUGUAUUUUCGGAAAUUAGUGCUCGUGGCUGCAGUAUGGAGGAUCUAAUAAUCGAAAUGGAUCGGAUUCUAAGGCCAGAUGGAUUUAUCAUUAUACGAGAUGUUCCUUCUGUCAUAAACUAUAUACGGAAGUAUGUUACAGCCUUAAGAUGGGAUGAAUGGUUAUCAGAAGUGGAACCUAGGAUUGAUGCUCUUUCCAAAGUAGAAGAAAGAGUUCUAAUUGCAAGAAAGAAGCUGUGGGGGAAGGAAUUAGCAACAGUUUGAUUUUGCUGCACUUUUCAGGGAGAGGUUUUCACACUCUUGUAAAGAAUGCUUCGUUCUCCUUCCCAACCAAUGAGGGAUCUCACACUUCCGUCUUCAAUCAAGCAGACUGUUAGCUUGUGUUCUGCCUGCUUCUUUUAUCCAAUAAGGUGUGACGACAAAAAUCAUAUGGUUAUAUCAGAAUACAAUUGCCAGAAAGGAUGAGAUCCCAUUGAGAGACUCCCAAAGAAGAAAUUUGAUGGAAACUUUCUUUAUUUAGAUAAGAGAAGCUCCCAUUGAGAGAAUCCCAAGGAAGCACUUCAACUUGAAACCUUGAAUCUCUCCUUUUCAUCUUCAUUAGUAGGAUCGUUUUUGGUCACUGGUAGAUUAUGAAUUUAUACUUCAAGGCUGUUUCUGUUCUCUGUAAAAUGCCAUUUUUGUCUACCCUUGUAGGAAAACCAAGUAUUACAUAAUUUAUUAGCCCUCAGCUCCGAGUUGAAAAUGAAGAUUGGAGAGCAGCUUGGAUCCACAGAUAUAUUUGCAGUGGCCAUUUUCCCAAUGACUUCCCCAGUAAUUGUUGCUGAAGACGAUGAAGAAGAUGAAUAUGGAAUGAUACAAGUAAGUACUCCACGAAAAUAGUCAUUUUGCAGAAUGCACCAGAUUGAGGCAAUACCAUGACAAUAGUCAUUUUUGGCUUAGUUGCAUACAAGAAGAUUUUCCCUUUUUUUUUUUAACAAAUAAUUUUAGGUCGGAGUCGACCGAUAGCUAUUUUAUUUUCAUUGUUAAUGAGUAACCACGUCUUUAUUUUGUCAUUUACAUUUCUUUUAUCUGAACACUAAUAUUUUUAGAAUA